GGCUCGCUUAAACAUCAGAAAUCACUGUAAAGAUGGCCGUUCUACGAGUGCAAUGUUUACUUCUCUUUAUGUUCAUGUAUGGAACAUUUGGUGAUUUAUCUUUAAUUGAAAACGAAGUUUCUGAUAAAAAUGGUUUGCUCCCUAGUACCAUAUCCGGUAAGGCUUCCAAUGUCCUACGUGACAUUCUUAAUCAGGAAAGUCUGGUCCGUUUCUCUAUGGUACAAAAAAUACAAAGUUUAGUUAUGGAUGCUACGAACAGCAAAAGCGAUAUACAAGUUAUUAAGGCGAAACUUGGUGAAAUGGCAAAGGACUUAUGGAACUUGAAAACGAAAAACCAAAUAUUGGAGGAAGAAAAUAUUGAACUUAAAGAGAAAUUCAAGAUGGUGAAUGGAACGGUGAAUGUAAAUACAAACUUUACAAAGCAAGAAAUGCAAUAUAUUGACCAGGUGGUUGAAAGUAAAACUUUAACUCUUCAGGAACAGUUUGAUUUGUCAAAAAAGACAUUGGAAAGAGACUUGAAAAAGGUCAUACAAACAUUGAAGAUGACGGAACAGAAUACAAAAGAGAAAAUAAAGGCUUUAAAUGAAUCGCAAAUGGUUUCCGCUAAAAGCCCGCAAAUCGAAAUGUUCCAAUAUCAAAUGAAUGCAAUGAAUGUAACAUUACAGAAAUGCAGCGUAAGCAGUUUUUUUGAACGUGUGAAAAAGACAGAGUACGCUUUAGAAAACUUCUCCGUCUCUGUUAAUGAAACUCUACAUACUGUUUGUGGGGAUCUGAAUGAAUCCAGCUGGAUCUUGUCUAAAGUGCUUCUGAAGGAUUGCGGGGAGAUUUUAAAGAAGUUCCCGAGUUUAAAGGGUCGCAAUGGUAUAUACAGAAUUUCCGUAGGCUCUGAGGUCAAGUCUGUUUACUGUGACAUGAGUACUGAUGGCGGGGAGAGGACGGCUAUUCAAUGGAGACAGGACGGUUCUACAGAUUUUUACAGGACGUGGACAGAAUAUAAACAAGGAUUUGGUGAUCCCUCUACAAACUACUGGAUUGGAAAUGACGCAAUCUAUGAGUUGACGAAGAACAAGGACCAGGAACUCCGGGUUGAGCUACAAAGAUUUAAUGGUGACGAAGCCUACGCUCAGUACUCCACAUUUUAUGUCGGAGAUAAAUACCAUAAAUACGUACUCACUGUAUCGGGGUAUUCAGGAACCGCAGGUGACAGUUUGAAUUAUCACAAUGGAUAUAAAUGUACAACAAAAGACCAGGAUAACGACAGGUAUAGUGUUGGUAACUGUGCUGUAUCAUAUCACGGAGCCUGGUGGUACAACGACUGUGCCUUGUCAAACCUGAACGGGCUGUAUGGACAGUCUGGUGUGUCUGGUUGGAAAUACACGACAUGGUAUCACUUGAAAAGUAACUGGGAAACAUCAAAACAGACCGUGAUGAUGAUCAGACACAAGAACUUCUACAGCAUUAAUCUACCAGUUUACACCAUUCAUCUACCAGUUCACAUCGUUCAUCUACCAGUUUACAACCUUCAUCUACCAGUUUACACCGUUCAUCUACCAGUUUACACCGUUCAUCUUCCAGUAUACAGCGUUUAUCUUCCAGUUUACACCGUUCAUCUUCCAGUUUACACCGUUCAUUUUCCAGUAUACAGCGUUCAUCUUCCAGUUUACACCGUUCAUUUUGUGAGAGCCUCCUCACACAUAAGAAGUUACUUUUCUGCAAAGAUGGGUGUACUACAUGUACUAUGUUUUAUUCUCUCUAUGUUUGUGUAUGGAACAUUUGGUGAUUCAUCUUUACUUGAAAACGAAGCUUCUGAUAAAAAUGGUUUGCUCCCUAGUGCCGUAUCCGGUAAAGCUUCCAAGGUCCUACGUGACAUUCUGAAUCAGGAAAGUCUGGUCCGCUUCUCUAUGGUACAAAAAAUACAAAAUUUAGUGAUGGAUGCUACGGACAGCAAAAACGAUAUACAAGUUAUAAAGGCGAAACUUAGUGAAAUGGCAAAGGACUUACGGAACUUGGAGACGAAAAACCAAAUAUUGGAGAACACAAUGAAGGAAAUGAAGGUUCUAAAUGAAUCUCAAUCAGUGUCUGCCAAAAUCCCCCAAAUAGAGGAACUCAAAAACCAAAUGAAUGAAAUAAAUGUAACAUUACAGAAGUGCAGUGUGAACAGUCUUUUGGAACAUUAUAAAUAUACAGAGGACGCUUUAGGAAGAUCUGUGAAUGAAACUCUGCAAGCUGUUUGUAGAGAUCUGAAUGAAUCCAACUGGAUCUUGUCAAAAGUGCUCCCAAAGGAUUGUUCGGACAUUCUGAAGAAAUACCCGAGUUUAGAAGGAAGGGACGGAGUAUACAGAAUAUCCAUGGCCUAUGAAGUAAAGUCUGUUUACUGUGACAUGAGAACUGAUGGAGGAGGGUGGACAGUAAUUCAAAGAAGACAAGACAUUUCUACAGAUUUUUACCGGACAUGGUCAGAAUAUAAAGAAGGAUUUGGGGAGCCCUCUACAAACUACUGGAUCGGAAAUGACGCAAUCCAUGAGUUGACAAGGAACAUGGACCAAGAACUCCGGGUUGAACUCCAAAGUUUUGAUGGUGCUGAAGCAUACGCUCAGUACUCCGCGUUUCAUGUCGGUGAUCAAUACAAUAAAUACGUACUAACUGUAUCGGGAUAUUCAGGAACCGCAGGUGACAGUUUGGCUUAUCACAAUGGAAUGAAAUUCACCACAAAAAAUCAGGAUAAUGACAACAAAAACUCUAGUAACUGUGCAACAGAAUACCACGGGGCCUGGUGGUACAAGGGAUGUCACUACUCAAAUCUCAAUGGGCAGUACGUCAAGUCUGCCGUGUCUAAUGCUAAACACCCGACAUGGUUUCACUGGAAAAGUAAACAUGAAGCGUUAAAACGGAAUGUGAUGAUGAUUAGACACAAAAAUUGAAUCAUUUUAAUUACUUAAUCUUUCUUCUUUAAUAUUAGGGGGUCGUGUUUUAUGCCCUAUUCACCUAAAUAACAGUUUAUAGUUUUGUGUAUGGUAUCACUAGUAACAAAAAUAUAAUUCAUUAUAACAGACUCUGAUGAUGAUCAGACAAAGAAACUAACGCGUCCGAAAAGUCUGUUUUGUCUGGUGUUAAAUACCCGGUAUAAUUGAACUGAAAAAAAGAAAGAAACAAAAGACAACGAUGACGAUCAGACACAGAAAUUAAUAGCUUUAAAAAAAUCCAUAAUCAGUCCUGGCAAGAAUGAUGAUUAUCGGUUAAAUAGUUUACUCAUAUGAAAUAGGUAGUAUUAAAACGUUAUCCAAUAUGCUUAUAUCUGCUCUAUUACAAUUCAUUCAUUUAUUAAGUACAUUUUGUUGGUUUGAUGGCAACCACCUGACAUGAUAUCCCUGCCAAAAUGUUCAAAAGGCUUCGAUGAUCAGAUAUGAAAACUAGAGAUAAUUUAUGAUCAGACCUAAUAUAAUAUAAGUAAUGACUCAUUACAUUUUUUUUUAUAUUUUACUUUUGUCAAAUAAAUAGCAAAUUGA
Molecule: messenger RNA, 3506 nt
Organism: Saccostrea cuccullata (small rock oyster)
Lineage: Eukaryota; Metazoa; Mollusca; Bivalvia; Ostreida; Ostreidae
Exons: 11
Coding region: 33-2921 (962 amino acids)
Source: RefSeq, a predicted model, not a curated record